Messenger RNA from Thamnophis elegans (Western terrestrial garter snake), 4321 nucleotides. It is a transcript of the gene NUP155, whose product is annotated as nucleoporin 155. Gene Ontology annotation, biological process: protein localization to nuclear inner membrane; protein import into nucleus; RNA export from nucleus. Lineage: Eukaryota; Metazoa; Chordata; Lepidosauria; Squamata; Natricidae. Gene Ontology annotation, molecular function: structural constituent of nuclear pore. Gene Ontology annotation, cellular component: nuclear pore inner ring; nuclear pore. The record is from RefSeq and is a predicted model, not a curated record.
GUAGUCCCUCUGUUUCUGGCAUGUCAGAUAUGGAUUAUCCAUUACAGGGACCUGGCUUUCUUUCAAUUCCCUGCCUUCCAGAAAUAAGCUCAAUUCGAAGAGUUCCUUUACCCCAUGAACUUGUUGAGCAAUUUGGACAUAUGCAGUGUAAUUGUAUGAUGGGAGUGUUUCCUGAGAUCAGUAGGGCAUGGCUGACCAUCGAUAGUGACAUCUUUAUGAAUUAUGAAGAUGGGGGAGACCUUGCUUUUGAUGGUCUCAGUGAAACCAUUCUUGCAGUUGGAUUGGUGAAACCAAAGACAGGCAUCUUUCAGCCACAUAUACGGCACUUGCUGGUUUUAGCUACUCCUGUGGAUAUAGUAAUUUUAGGACUCAGCUAUACUACCUUGCAAGCAGGCACUGGAACGCUGAAUGAUAGUAUGUCUGGUGGAAUGCAGCUUCUCCCUGACCCCCUUUACUCACUUCCUACUGAUAACACCUAUCUGCUGACUAUAACCUCUGCUGAAAAUGGGCGCAUUUUUAUGUCUGGCAAGGAUGGUUGUCUGUAUGAAGUUGCUUACCAGGUAAGCAGAAGCAGCUGGUUCAGUCAGCGCUGUAGGAAGAUCAAUCACUCGAAGAGCACUCUUUCUUUUCUUGUUCCGUCUUUACUGCAGUUCACGUUUUCAGAAGAUGACCCAGUUGUUCAAAUAGCCAUUGACAACUCCCGAAACAUUUUAUAUACACGCUCUGAAAAAGGGGUGAUACAGGUUUAUGAUUUAGGUUCCGAUGGCCAAGGGAUGGUGAGAGUUGCUUCUGUUUCUCAGAAUGCUAUUGUGUCUGCAGCUGGAAGGGUUGCCAGGUAAAUUGACAUCGAUCGUUCGGUGUUUAAACCAAUUGUCCAGAUUGCAGUGAUUGAAAAUUCUGAGUCUAUAGAUUGUCAGUUACUGGCAGUCAGUCAUGCAGGUGUACGGAUGUAUUUAGUGUAUGUCCAUUUAAGCAUCUUUGCUCGGCCUUCAACUUUAACAUUGAUUCAUAUCCGCCUACCUCCGGGAUUUUCUGCAGCUUCUAAUGUGGAAAAGCCGUCAAAGGUUCACCGAGCUUUAUAUAGCAAAGGUAUUCUCCUUAUGGCUGCUUCAGAAAAUGAAGAUAAUGAUAUCCUGUGGUGUAUUAAUCACGAUUCUUUCCCUUCAAAACCAAUGAUGGAAACCCAGACAAAAACAGCUGUCGAUGGGCAUUCUUGGGCACUUGCUGCCAUAGAUGAACAAAAUGUUCCUAAGAUUGUAACACCACUGAACAAAGAAUUAAUUCCAAUAACAGAUUCUCCUAUGGUUGUGCAACAACAUAUGUUACCACCAAAGAAAUUUGUUCUACUGUCAGCACAGGGGAGUUUUAUGUUUCAUAAACUCAGACCAGUGGAUCAGCUAAGACAUCUCUUUGUGUGCAAUGCAGGAGGGGAUGGAGAAGAUAUUGAAAGAUUUUUUAAACUUCAUCCAGUAGAACAAGCUUGUGCUACUUGCCUAAUCCUUGCCUGCUCUUCUGCUGCUUGUGAUAGAGAAGUAUCUGGCUGGGCUACUCGAGCAUUUUUCAGAUAUGGUGGUGAAGCUCAGAUGCGGUUCCCCUCUAGUCUGCCACCUCCAAGCAAUGUUGGGACAACAUUAGGCUCUCCUCUGCUACCUGGUUCACCUCUGCCUGCUGGUAGCCCCUACUCCAAUCCAAGCUUUUUGGCAACACCCGCACAAGGUUUGCAGCCUCCUACCAUGUCCACUCCAAUAUAUCCUGCAGUUGGUCAUAUGACUCAGCCUGGCGCUUCAAUCAGUGGGAUGAUGUGUCCUGAGAUCGUAUAUUCUGGAAAGCACAAUGGUGUCUGCUUAUACUUUUCCCGAAUAAUAGGAAACGUUUGGGAUGGAAGUAUAGUUGUGGAGAGAGUUUUCAAGAGUGGCAAUCGAGAAGUUGUAGCGGUUGAAAGCAGUGUUCCCCCACAACUAUUAGAAUCAGUGCUACAGGAAUUAAAAGGGCUGCAAGAAUUUUUGGACAGGAAUUCCCAUUUUGCCACAAUAGGAUCUCUUAGAAAUCCCAGUUUCAUCAACCCAGCUACCCUGCAACAGCGUUUACUUGGAGUGAUGCAGUAUGAGGUUGGAAGCUCUCAACAAAUGCAGCAAGAAGUUCAGAGGAAGUUUCAUGCAGAAGCACAGUUAUCUGAGAAAGCUUCCCUACAAAGCAUCCAACAGCUGGUGCGGAAAACUUGCCAAGCGCUGGCUCUGUGGAAGCUUCUUUGUGAACAUCAGUUCAAUAUUAUUAUAGGUGAACUACCAAAGGAGUUUCAAGAACAUCUGAAGAUUACUACUUUCAGAGACCUCGUCAUUAGAGAUAAAGAACUAACUGGAGCCGUUAUCGCUUCCCUUAUCAACUGCUACAUCAGAGACCAUGCUGCUGUGGAUGGCAUCAGUUCACAUUUACAAGACAUUUGUCCGCUACUGUACAGCACAGAUGAUGCCAUCUGUUCUAAGGCAAAUGAACUACUGCAAAGAUCCAGACAAGUUCAGAACAAGUCAGAAAAAGAUAAAAUGUUAAGAGAGUCAUUGAAAGAAUACCAAAAAAUUAGCACUCAGGUGGAUCUUGCCAACGUCUGUGUACAGUAUAGGCAAGUGCGUUUCUAUGAGGGUGUGGUAGAACUUUCUCUGACAGCUGCAGAGAAAAAGGAUCCCCAGGGCCUCGGACUUCAUUAUUACAAAAACCAUGAACCAGAAGAGGAUGUUACUGGCUGGCAGGCUUUCCAGGAGAGGUUAAAUUGUUAUAAAUGCAUCACAGACACCCUUCAGGAGCUGGUUAAUCAAAGCAAAGCUGCCCCUCAGUCUCCCAGUGUGCCCAAGAAACCAGGCCCUCCUGUUUUGUCCUCUGAUCCCAACAUGCUGAGCAAUGAGGAAGCGGGACAUCAUUUUGAACAAAUGCUUAAACUGGCUCAACGGUCCACCGAUGAACUUUUUAGUAUUGCCCUUUAUGGCUGGUUGAUUCAGGCUGAUUUAUCAGAUAAACUGCUGCAGGUAAACUCUCCCUUCCUGGAGCCAUAUUUGGCACGCAUGGCCAAAAUUGAUCAAAACAAAGUUCGCUAUAUGGAUUUGCUAUGGAGAUUUUUUGAGAAAAAUAGAAGUUUUAGUAAUGCAGCCCGGGUGCUCGCAAAAUUGGCAGACAUGCACAGCACUGAGAUUUCGCUUCAGCAGCGCCUUGAAUAUAUUGCCCGUGCCAUCUUGAGUGCUAAGAGCUCAACAGCGAUAUCGCCAAUAGCUGCAGAUGGGGAGUUUUUGCAUGAAUUGGAAGAGAAAAUGGAAGUUGCCAGGAUACAGUUUCAAAUACAAGAAGUCUUACACCAUCAGUGUUCUCAUCAUUCUUCAGUGCAAGAUGCAGUUUCCCAAUUGGAUUCUGAGUUGAUGGAAAUUAGCAAGCUCUAUGGGGAAUUUGCAGAUCCUUUCAAACUCUCUGAGUGUAAAUUGGCCAUUAUACAUUGUGCUGGACAUUCAGAUCCUAUCUUAGUGCAAACUCUUUGGCAAGAAAUAAUUGAAAAAGCACUGAGUGACAGUCUUGCAAUGAGUGCUCCUGAUAGGAUGCAGUCUCUUAGUCUGAAGAUGGUAACGCUUGGGAAGAUUUAUGCUGGAACACCACGCUAUUUCCCUUUAGAUUUCUUAGUACAAUAUCUAGAACAGCAAGUUUGUUCUUUGAACUGGGAUGUGGGAUUUGUAACUUAUACAAUGCAAGAAAUUGGUGUCCCACUACCACGGCUUCUUGAAGUAUAUGAUCAGCUCUUUAAAGCACGGGAUCCCUACUGGAGCAAAAUGAAGAAACCAUUACAUCUUUUGGAAUGCAUACAUGUACUGCUAUCAGGAUAUGUGCAAGAUCCUAACAAAGUAGCUACUUUUGAAAGACGGCGAUUCACAAAUAUCUGCUUAGAUGCUGUUAGCCGUUACCUUGUUGAAUUGCAGUCUAUAAGUCCGACACUAGCUGUACAGACCAUUACAGGGAGCUUUAAAUCUCUGCAAGCGAAAUUAGAGCGGCUUCACUAAGUACAGUGAUGCAUGUCUACUUGUCCAGGUGAAUUGGCUGUUAAUGUACUGGAACUUGAAAAGGCAAAAAUUCUGAUAAGACUAAAGGAAAUCAACUUCCUACUGAUCAGUUUUCUAGUGUCUCUUCUUAAUGAAUGUCACACGGAGCAGAAUGUAUAAAUAACAUUGUUUUAUUGUGUUCUUUUUUUUACUACUGCCAAAUUUUUCUAACAGUGAAACUGUUUUAUAUGCUUUGGAUUAAGAUGCAUUGUAUAAUUGUGUUCUGGCGAUUAAACUUAUUUGUAAAAUGG